Molecule: messenger RNA, 1641 nt
Organism: Venturia canescens
Lineage: Eukaryota; Metazoa; Arthropoda; Insecta; Hymenoptera; Ichneumonidae
Gene: Sas10
Product: UTP3 small subunit processome component Sas10
Exons: 3
Coding region: 115-1449 (444 amino acids)
Biological process (GO): maturation of SSU-rRNA from tricistronic rRNA transcript (SSU-rRNA, 5.8S rRNA, LSU-rRNA)
Cellular component (GO): small-subunit processome; nucleolus
Source: RefSeq, a predicted model, not a curated record
AUUGGCAACGCCAUUGGGUAGUUUAAUUUAUAGUACACACGUGGAAAAGCUGCACAGCUGCACGAUAAAGGAGCAAGUCCCGUAUUUAUCAAGUUCCAAUAAUUGACACUCAAAAUGAGCAGCAAAAAACGAUUUAAGAAUGAUCCUGAAGACGAGGACAUCAAAUAUGAUUCUGAAAAUGUGACAGACUCUGAAGAUGAAUAUUCUGAUAACGAACGUCGUUUACUGGAAAAAGUUAGGAAAAAAAGAACUUUAGAAAACUUUGACAGUGAAGAUGAAGUUUAUGGAUUGGAAGACGAAGAUGAAAUGGAUAAUGAAGAUGGAGACGAGAAAGACUCAAUGGCCUCAGACAUUGAGGGGUUGCCAAAAGAUGAUGAUUUACCGGAUGAAAGAGCAUGGGGCAAGAAAAAAAGAGCAUUCUAUUCCACAGACUAUGUCGACCCAGAUUAUGCAACAGCAAAUCGUAAAGACAUGGCCAUCGCUGAGAUGGAAGAAAAAGAAGCAAGAAAUAUUCAAAAAAGAUUGGCUGAACAACUAGAUGAUGCAGAUUUUGGACUUGAUCUGUUGCAACCUGCUGGAGAAGGUAGAGAAAGCGAAGCAGAUGACGAACACAUUGUCAAAACAGACUUGAGUAAACUUGGAAAGAGAGAAAAAUUGGCUUUGAUGCAAAAAGAAAGUCCAGAAUUCGGGGCCCUUGUCACAGAUUUCAAAGAACGGAUGGAAGAGGCGAAAAACAUUCUUUCUCCAUUUCUGAUGCUUGUAGAAAGAGGCAAAUGUCCCGACACUUUAGCAGUCAGUUUCGUGAGAAUGAAAUAUCAACUGAUAUUGAAUUAUUGUGUGAAUAUAAGUUUCUAUUUAAUAUUGAAAGCAAAAAGAUUAUCGAUCAAUUCGCAUCCUGUAAUUAAACGAUUAGCACAAUACCGUCAGCUACUCGGACAAUUAGAAAGCGGACAAGGAAAAUUGUUGGUUGAAGUUAAAGAAAUAGUCGAGGCUGAACGAGCUGGAAAAGCACUGUACAAUGUUACAGAUAACAAUUUGAUAAACGAAAAGCUUCCCACAAAGUCAAAGGAGAAAUCUUCUAAGAUUAAUGAUAAAGGAGACCAAUCCAUGACUGAAUUAGUGGAAGGAGAUGUUAACAAGGAAGAGUCAAUCGAGGACGAGGAUUCCAUCUUCUCACAUGAUGAACAUGAAGAACCGAACGACGAGGAGAAAACUCUCCAAGAAGAUGAAAAGAGAGGGAUAACUUAUCAAAUAGCUAAAAAUAAAGGUUUGACUCCUCAUAGAAAGAAGGAACAACGGAAUCCGAGAGUCAAGCACAGAAACAAAUAUCGCAAAGCUAAAAUCCGAAGAAAGGGUGCUGUCAGAGAAGUCAGGAAAGAAGUUAAUCGUUAUGCUGGUGAAAUUUCUGGUAUCAAAGCUAGUGUCAAGAAAGGAAUCAAGAUUAAGUAAAAUAAAAUGUAGAUUGAACACUUUUUAAAAAUCCCAUUUAUAAUCUCGACAUAAUAUAAUUCUAGUGUUGAAAUCAACACUGAAAAUACGAACGAGUAUUCCCAAAAAGUUCAGAGUUGUUUUUUAAAGAUAAAACUUGUCUAAUUCAAAGUUUGAAUGAUGAAGAAUAAAUGCCAACAAUGCUGAAACUUA